This is a messenger RNA of Osmerus eperlanus (European smelt), 2141 nucleotides long. RefSeq lists its product as uncharacterized. Gene Ontology annotation, molecular function: serine hydrolase activity. The record is from RefSeq and is a predicted model, not a curated record. Lineage: Eukaryota; Metazoa; Chordata; Actinopteri; Osmeriformes; Osmeridae. Bases 564 to 1691 code for a protein of 375 amino acids. The transcript has 4 exons.
CAGGACCGAGAAAAAAAGCCAUGACAAUCAAGAAUAAUUAUGCUUGAAUUCAAUUGCCAAGUGAUUUUUUUUAUUUCUGGAGUGCAGUAUUUAAAAACAUCUGUAGAUUUGUAGCGCUAUCAGGAUCAGGGUGUAGGCCUACGUAGUAAAAAUAACCUCGGGUGGAUUAAGAACACAAUAUAAACAACUGACACUUCCUAUUUUUACUAGCCUAUAGCAAUAAAACAUCCAACCUCGUCAGAUCUAAUCGACGGGGCGGCGCUACCGAUAACGCAGUUUACUGUGCUGAGCGCAGUUCUACGUUGAUGGAAUCUGGUCACGCGCAGCUGACGGGUACGGAAGAGGAGCUCGUGGAGGCAGAGUAAAGACUUGGCAUUGAGCACCGUUCCUUAUCGACCCAAGUGGGAUGACGAACAGACAGUCCGUUCAUUCUGCGAACGGAGCCUCCAAUUGUGUUAAUAUUUGAUGGGUUAUCUGUUAAGGGGUUAAUUCCCAACAACGACUUCAAGCUGCAAUGGGGAUUUUCGAUUUCUUGUGGGGGUAAAGUUACACAUGAGCACUGCAUGUGUGUAACGUUGAUUGCUCUACCAUACGAUAACUUGCAUGGAAAUAGCUUCCACUCCAGCGCCAAGAUGUCUGUGAUGUUGUGUGAGGACGGGAUCAUCGCACAAAGGAUCAGCAAAAACAUCAUCUACUACUCCAGCAGCCCUACCCAGGCAGACAUGGGCCCACGUCCCUCCAACCCUUCCUCCUCCUCUCCCUUCACCUCCCUGUCCUCGACCCAGUCACCUUCCACAUCCUCUCCUCCCUUCCUCCCUGAAACAGCCUCAUCUCACACAGACCCCCCUCCCUCCUCUCCCCCAGAAUCCUCCAUUCGCCCCCCGUCCUCAGACUCCCCCUACAUCCUUGCACCCCCCUCAGACUCACCCAUCCUCCCCUCCUCCCCCCUCCUCCCCCUCUCCUCCCCCGUCCGUCCACUCCUCCUCCUCUUCCCCUGGCUGGGCGCAAGGCCGGCCGGCAUCGCAAAGUACCGGGACCUCUACCUGGGUCGCGGCCUGGACGUGCUGGUGGUGGAGAGCAACGUGUGGCUCUUCCUGUGGCCCCGCUGGGCGCUGGAGUACGGGGCCGAGGUCCUCCAGGUCCUGGGAGACCCGCGCUUCACACAGCGCCCCCUGCUGGUGCACGCCUCCUCCAUCGGCGGCUUCACCUUCACCCAGCUGCUCAUGCACAUGGCCCAGGGGCCCGGGGAGCUCUCCCACCUGGCCCGCAGGGUCAGAGGUCAGGUGUAUGACAGCAUGGUGGUCGGGUCCCUGGAGCAGAUGGCGACAGGUCUAGGAAAGACACUGUUUCCUCAGAUGGAGGGUCUGGUGAGGAGACUGGCCUUGGGGUACUUCUGGCUCUUUAAGACCCACACAGCAGACAUUUACCUGAACUGCAUCCAGGUGUUCUACAACAGCCCUGUGACCUCCCCCGCUCUCUUCUUCUUCUGUGAAAACGAUUGUCUGUGCAACCCCGUUGCUAUGGAGGCGGUCAUCGACCACUGGAGGAAGAGGGGCGUCGUCGUGGAAACCAGGAAGUGGAAAGAGUCUAUACAUGCGGGGCAUCUGCGCUGUCACCCGCAGGAAUAUCUCUCCAUGUUGGAGACGUUUGUGAACUCUCUCUCCCUCGACCCUCUCCAGGCGAAGAUGUAACGGCCCUGUUAUUUAUUGAUCUGAUUUGACUUAUUGUACUCAAAUAUUCAUCUGUUCAUAAAGUGCAUAAACAGUUUGCAAAUCAAUAAGUUGUCCAUAUAUACCAGUUUGUUUUGUAUUUAUCUUUAGCGUUCACAGUAUUGUCUUGUGGGGCAAGAUGUUUUUCUACGGUACAGUACCAUGCAUCAAUAUUUGAUCCGAUCUUAUCUUGUGGUGCUUUAAACAACUUGAGUGACACAGUUACAUACAAUAAAUUACACGGGUGAUAUAGGUCAAGCCAAAGCCAUGUGAGUUCAAUUCUGUUUAGUUUGUAAACUCAGAGUUCGGGGUUAGGGUUACACAAUAACAGUGAGUUGAAAAACAUGUUUGUUUUUAUGAAACACAAGGAAUCUGUUGAGCUAACAGACAAAAUGUUUUAUUUACUUGAACUUUAAAAAGAAGUGAACCUGA